Molecule: messenger RNA, 4873 nt
Organism: Oryzias latipes (Japanese medaka)
Lineage: Eukaryota; Metazoa; Chordata; Actinopteri; Beloniformes; Adrianichthyidae
Gene: ctcf
Product: CCCTC-binding factor (zinc finger protein)
Biological process (GO): regulation of gene expression
Cellular component (GO): nucleus
Source: RefSeq, a predicted model, not a curated record
UUUGCAGGAUCUUUCACCGGCCUCUAGGUGUCACGAUGGGGCUCGGUCUCCACAGCUCGUGCAAGAGUGUUUGUCUCCCUCUAUCGUUUUUGAAAAACCUUCCGAAAUAUGCUUAAAUGUCCAAACAUGUCAAAAACGGCUCACAAUUGUGUGUUUUCCGGUCACUCCCGAGAAAAUGUGGCGAACGGGUGAUUUAAAGGCAGGAUGAUGGUUAUAGAGUUUAGGCCGAGGCGUCCAUUUUCUGCCCUCUUUUGUUUCCCGUCUUUCCGCCUCUGACGCCAUGCAGCUAGCGGGCUGUGUCGCAGGCCCGAACCCGCUCUGCGGCUGCCGGUGCUCCCGCUCCACACAAACAAACACUCAGACGAGAUGCGAAGCCGGACCGCCCGUCACCGUAUGCGGCCCAGCAUGACUUUAACCGUCUGUACUUCGGGCGCGGGAAGCGGUGGACGUUCGCGGUUUAGCUCGGCUCAGGCCUCCCCGCUCCUCAGGCAUAAUAGGUGCGUCAGCGGGGCCGCAUCUGCUCGUCAAUCGCCCUAAUAGGUGACAAACAUCUACCAACAUGGAGGUGAGCUGUGGUUCCGGCAGCAUCCCGGCACCACGGUCUUCCCGCCACACGGUUAGGGUCCGGCCGGCGCGGAGCCCGCGAGGACGACGCGGCCGCGGAAACGCGCCCCAAUCAAUCACUGCAGCUCAAAAAGCCCGAACUCUCCCCGUCCACGAGCCGUGUUCCACAAUCCACAGUCGCCCCCGGCCGUGUUCGUGACCCGUGGAGACGAGCUGCGUCUUCAGCGGCUGCUGCGCCCGCUCGUCUCUUGCUCUUAGCCCACCGGGAGGCUCGGAGCCGCAGACACAUGUUCCAGCGGAGAGCUCCCUCUACGACUCGGCUCGGAGAGCUACAAAAACACUCAUCAAUGUGGAGGCAGGAGAUGCCCCACGCCGGUCACGGUCACGCUGUGCAGCAUUUCUCUGCAGACCCCAGUCAGAGUUUAAAUAGCAGCAUUUUUGGGUGUCCUGCAUGCAGCUGUUUGAUCAGUUUCCACCUGAGGAAGACUCCAGGAGAGGAAGUCAUCACGGCUCCAAUUGGAGAACCAAUGGUCUGUUUCAUAAUGGAUGUUAGUUUUCCUGAGGAGAGCUUCCUGGCUGCAGUGGGAGGAUGUCCACGUGAGGGUUGUAGGGUCAGGCUCCUGUUUCAUGGAAUGAGGUACAGACUAUGAACCCUCCUGACCAGGAUCUUCUGAGGACCUUUAGGACCAUCAACAGUUCCUCAUGGUGCACGUGAAGGCUUCAUGUGGUUUACAGGGAUGGUCCAAGUGGGAAGUGAAGCAGUCAGGCUGAUCAGAACCUUCUAUCAGAUAGUUCUCCCCCACUGUUUCAUGUUUAUCUGCGUUGAAUAUUUAACAGAGAAACUAAUAAUUAAACUUUUUUUUCUUUCUAGUGUGUUUUUUGUGUGCAGAAAUGACACAACACUUUUAUCGAUCCAGGAUUGUGGAGUCCUUUAAUGCAGCGGUCCCCAAGCCAUGGGCCGGUACCGGUCCGUGGGUCAUUUGGUACCAGGCCGCACAGACAGAAUAAAAAACGUUUGGGAUCUUGCCAGCAUGGACGGCGGGUCAGCUGAGGGCGUGGUGGAUGUCCCGUCCAUUCAGGCUGUUCACAGCCAGGAUGCCAUGGUGGCCGACCUCCUCCAGCAAGCUGCAGAGGCCGGGGGGGUGGUGCAGGGGCAGGCUGGAGUUGGGCUAGAACAAGGUCAUGGGGAGCAAAUGAUGGUGGCAGGGCAGACCCAGCAGCAGCUCAUGGAUGCUGGGGUGGGGGUUGCUGUGGACGGUGGAGCGGGCGUGGACAUGAUGGUGAUGGACUCGUUGGAUCCCACCCUGCUGCAGAUGAAGACGGAGGUGAUGGAUGCUGCCGUGGGGGCGUCCUCCCCCUCAGCAGCCGUGGUUGGGGGCGUGGCAGGUGCUGCUCAUCAAGCCACAGUGACAACGGUGGACCAGACGCAGAUCAUAACUCUGCAGGUGGUGAACAUGGAGGAGCAGGCGGCGCUGGGGAUCGGGGAGCUGCAGCUGGUCCAGGUGCCUGUGUCUGCCACCACCGUGGAGGCCCUGCAGCAAGGAACCUUUGUAGACGCCAGUUCAAUUCCAAAAGAUGGAGACCCAGUCAUCUGUCACACGCUGCCUCUUCCUGAGGGCUUCCAGGUAGUCAAGGUGGGAGCCAACGGGGAGGUGGAGACAGUGGAGCAGGAGGAGGAAGCUGAAGUCCACGCUGAAGAUGAAGAUGAUGAGGAGGUGGGCAACCAGCUGCUGGAAGAGGGGGAGGAGGAGCCCAUGCAGCCUCCAAACAAUGACCCAAGCUGGGCUAAAGACCCUGACUACCAGCCUCCAUCUGGGGUGGUCAAGAAGGUUAAAAAGGGGAAAAAGAGUCGCCUGCGUUAUGCUGAGGGCGAUAAGGACAUGGAUGUCAGCGUGUACGACUUUGAAGAGGAGCAGCAGGAGGGCCUUCUGUCAGAGGUUAACGCUGAGAAGGUGGUGGGCAACAUGAAGCCGCCCAAACCCACCAAGAUCAAGAAAAAAGGUGUGAAGAAGACGUUCCAGUGCGAGCUGUGCAGCUACACGUGCCCACGCCGCUCCAACCUGGACCGCCACAUGAAGAGCCACACGGACGAGAGGCCUCACAAGUGUCACCUGUGCGGGAGAGCCUUCCGGACGGUCACCCUGCUGAGAAACCACCUCAACACGCACACAGGAACACGGCCGCACAAAUGCACGGACUGUGACAUGGCCUUUGUGACCAGCGGGGAGCUGGUUCGUCACAGACGCUACAAACACACGCAUGAGAAACCCUUCAAGUGCUCCAUGUGUGACUAUGCCAGUGUGGAGGUGAGCAAACUGAAGCGCCACAUCCGAUCCCACACUGGCGAGCGGCCCUUCCAGUGCAGCCUCUGCAGCUACGCCAGCAGAGACACGUACAAGCUGAAGAGACACAUGAGGACGCACUCCGGGGAGAAACCCUACGAGUGCUACAUCUGCCACGCCCGCUUCACCCAGAGCGGAACCAUGAAGAUGCACAUCCUGCAGAAGCACACAGAGAAUGUGGCCAAGUUCCAUUGUCCUCACUGCGACACGGUCAUCGCUCGCAAAAGUGACCUGGGGGUCCAUCUUCGAAAGCAGCACUCGUUUAUUGAGACUGGAAAGAAGUGCCGCUACUGCGACGCCGUUUUCCACGAGCGCUACGCUCUGAUCCAGCACCAAAAGUCCCACAAGAACGAGAAGAGGUUCAAAUGCGACAUGUGUGACUACUGCUGCAGACAGGAGCGGCACAUGGUGAUGCACCGUCGGACCCACACCGGAGAGAAGCCGUUUGGCUGCAGCCAGUGUGAGAAGACCUUCAGGCAGAAGCAGCUGCUGGACAUGCACUUCAAGCGUUACCACGACCCCAACUUCGUCCCCACCGCCUUUGUUUGCCCCAAGUGCAGCAAGACGUUCACUCGGAGGAACACCAUGGCGAGGCAUGCUGAGAACUGCAGUGGGGAGGUGGACGAUGCAGAAAACGGAGCCCCCACCCCCAAAAAAGGCAGGAGGGGCCGAAAGAAAAAGAUGAGGAGCCGGAGAGAUGAGGACGACAGUGAUGAGGACCAGCUGGAGCCGGACGACGAGGACGAGGCUGAGGAGGAGGAGGAGGCUUCCCUGCUACUGGAGGAAGAUGAGCCAGAGAGCUUGGAACUGGACCAAGCCCCAGCUGCCGUCCCAGUCCCGGCGCCCGAAGAACCGCCGGUCAAGAGAAAACGAGGCCGACCCCCUAAGAACGCCCCCAAAGUCCCCGCUCCCAGCAAGCCCGUCAGAACGCCGAGCAAAACAUCCUCUGCCGCUGCCGUCAUUCAGGUGGAGGAUGAGAGCACCGGGGCCGUGGACAUUAUUGUAAAGAAGGAGGAGGCCGACGGCGCUGCGGAGGCUCCCCUUCAGGGGGGCGUGGCUCUGGCUGUGGAGGAUGCCGCCAUGGACGCAGAGGGGGCGGAGACUGUGGAGCUGGCUGACGGCGAGGAAACGGUGGCAGCUGCCAAUGGAGACCUGACGCCGGAGAUGAUCCUGAGCAUGAUGGACCGGUGAACGGCACACACUGGGCACCUGUGGACGGGUCUGCUUGGUUUCUAGUGUACAUGUGUACGAGUGUAUCUGGAUGCCCCCACCCCAGUGUUCACCCAGAACUCUGGCCCCCGUUCAGCUGACCAGAUCAAGCCUUCAUCAGCUUCACUCUCCUUUUUACUUCGUUUUUCCAAUGUCGGUGGACUCGUCAAAAUUGGGUCAACUUGUGCUCCUCUCUGGUGGGGGCAAAGGAACAGGACCCUGUCCCUGUGUGCGGUUUGUGGUCCCUCUGCCUGCAGGAGAGCCUGACCCUGCCCCCCCAGCUGCUCUGGUUUCACUGAUGUCUUCCUGUAGCUUCCUGUCCUGGGCCCCCGGCCGUGCUUGUGGUUGUGAGAGCUCUGCAGGGCCCCCCCAGCCUGGGUUUGGGUGGGGGGGCUGGUCGAUUCUUCUCCUGUAGUUCAGAUAUCCAACAUUCCAGACGUGGGGUGUCUGUUGAGGCGCGAGAACCAACCAUGUUAGCUUGUAAAUACUCCUCCUGAUCCCUAUAAUGUUUCUAAGCUGCUUCAGACUCAUGGAUUCUUUUUCAUAAACUUGUUUGUGUUUUUCUCUGAGCUGCCCCACUGUCUUCUGUUUGGUGAGACAGCUGACUGCUCCUCUGCUGUCAGUCCUCCACCCCUCACUGCGUCUGUAAUGAGCUGUUCAGAGGACUCUUUCUUAUAAAAUACCAUGUAUUAACCACUCAGACAAACAUGAAUGAUGGAAGGAAUCACACACAGACAAUAAAGUGGUUUGAAUCCAGA